Molecule: messenger RNA, 1074 nt
Organism: Capsicum annuum
Lineage: Eukaryota; Viridiplantae; Streptophyta; Magnoliopsida; Solanales; Solanaceae
Product: pectinesterase QRT1-like
Exons: 5
Coding region: 1-1074 (357 amino acids)
Biological process (GO): cell wall modification
Molecular function (GO): pectinesterase activity
Source: RefSeq, a predicted model, not a curated record
AUGAACUUUAAUAAUUCUAUCAAAAUUUGGAGUUUGAUUUUUAUGUUGAUUUUUUUGGCUAGUAAAUUGGAAGCACAACCUUAUGUUACAUGGGAUGACAUUAAAGUAAAUUCAAAUGCUUUAGAUUUAAAUGAGGAAGGAUAUAUCAAGUCUCAAAGAGUUAUCGUGGUUGAUCAAAAUGGUAAUGGAGAUUCAGUUACAGUACAAGGUGCAAUCGACACGGUCCCAAUAAAUAAUUCUGAUCGAAUCAAAAUUUUCAUUCGUCCCGCGAUAUAUAGAGAAAAAGUAUUUAUUCCAGCAUCAAAGCCAUUUAUCUCAUUAAUUGGUGAUGAAAAUCAUCCUGGAAGAGCAAUAAUUACUUGGAAUAGCAAGGCCUGUGAUAAGGACCAAUACGGCAAUGAGUUAGGCACUAUUAAUACCGCCACGGUUGCAGUAGAAUCAGAUUAUUUUUGUUCAUCUGGCAUCACUAUUGAGAAUACGGUGUUUGCAUUUCCUUGGGAAUAUAACAAGCAAGCUGUGGCAUUAAGACUAGCAGGUGACAAAGCAAUGUUGUACAAAGUUAGGGUUUUGGGAUCACAAGACACACUUUAUGAUGAGUUGGGAUCACAUUAUUUUUUCAAAUGUUACAUUGAAGGCACUGUUGAUUUCAUUUGUGGCAAUGCUACAUCACUCUAUCUGGGUUGUGAUCUUCAUUCUAUAGCUCAGGACAAUAUGGGAAUAACAGGAGCAAUUGCAGCACACCAAAGAGACUCACCUGAUGUAGAUUCAGGAUUCUCAUUUGUUAAGUGUAAAGUCACUGGAAGUGGCAGUGUCCUUUUAGGCAGAGCUUGGGGAGAAUAUUCAAGAAUUAUAUACUCAAAAUGCUAUUUUGAUGGCAUUAUAACUCCAGAAGGAUGGUAUGAUUGGGACCAAUCAUCUAGACAACAGCAUGCACUGUUUGGAGAAUAUAAUUGCAAGGGCAUAGGAGCCAACAGAACAGGUAGAGUACCAUGGGCUAGAUCUUUGAGUAAAGACCAAGUCCAGCCCUUCUUGAAUAGAAAAUUUAUUGGUGGAAAAUAUUGGCUUAGAGUAUAG